AUGAUCUUCGCCGCCUCCCUACCCCUCGCCGCAUCCUCCUCGGUUAACCCGCCGACCACCGUUAUCUCCGCCCUCGUGCGGACCUUUGCCUCUGUCCUCGUACAGACCUUCGUCGCUGCCCUCUCUUCAGUUCUUGUACAGACCUCAGUCCCUGCAUUCGGGUAUACCCCUGCACCCUCCCUCGCCCUCACUCGAGGCCAGCCCUUCCCCUCGAGGAACCUAACCAUGUCCUUCGACCCCUCAACUUCUACCUCGCCCAUGGUUCUUUACACUAUGUUGCGUCACUUAGGGUCGACUGACAUCCACCAACUUGCUUCGCUUAUGCGACCAUCGAUACCCUCGCUCUCCGCGGAGACCACAGACACCAUCAUAAUGUUCACGAAUGCCGCACUCUUCCUUCUAGCCUGGACUAUAGCCUACCUUCUCAGUAGACUCUGCAUGCAGGCCAUGAAGGAACCACUCGCCGACCACAUCCCACCACUAAAGCCACCCCAGCGUACUCGCCGCCUACAAUGCCGCCUCCUCCGACGCUCCAUCCCUUGGCAACGACCGACAGGGAAUGACCCGGGCUGGUGUUUUUUGACACUAGCCUCCAUAACCUUCCGGCCGUACCUCACCGGGUUAGGAUUUUACCCAUCACCGGUUAAAGUCUUGAACACCCUCCACCAGCUAGGAGCCCCACUACGCCCCACACUCAUCACCCUCCACCGUGGCACAGACCAUGUCGAGGAUGGCUCCGGUCCCUAUACUGCCAGGCGACUACUACGGUCAAGACGGAUAGGUGCCAAACUCAAGAUUGGGCAACACCACCACCCCGGUGACUGUGAACCAUUCGAGAUACCGAUACUGCUGUUUAGGAACAAGGACAAUCUCCACGCCCUAGUCGACACAGGAGCCACCGGGUAUGGAUUUAUCGAUGCCUCGUUUGCCCACUCCCGCGGCUACAGCACCGAGCCGCUACCCACGCCUAGGCAGUUACAGGUAAUCGACGGCCGACCCAUCGCUUCCGGAGCUAUUACUCAUUCCUGCAAGCUCCGCCUCGAAGUAGGCGCCCAAGUGGAAGGGAUCUCCUUAUUUGUCACCCAACUAGGUGACACUAAGGUAGUACUGGGUCUCCCCUGGCUCCAACACCAUGCCGCCAAAAUUCAAUUUGCAGACCGAUCUAUCUCCUUCCACGCCGACCGAUGCCGACAACAUACCGCUGCCUUAUGGGCCUCCACCCUCGCUUCCUCUCCGCUGACUGCCGCCACCGCCACCCUGCCACCACCACCGAUACCUCCGAGAUCUACCGCCACCACCACCUUACCACCACCCCCGAUACCCCCAAGGCCUACCGCUCCUCGCCGUACCAUCGCUCUGUCGGCGGCCCGCUUCCAUAGGGAAGCACAACAGCCCGAAAACCACCUCUUCCUCCUGGCUGCUCGUCCCGCCGGUCCGAACCCAACGUCGUCCAACCCCACCGAAGAAUUGGUCCCUACCACCUACCACCAGUACCUCCACCUAUUCCAAGAGUCAGAGGCCCAAGCGCUCCCUAUCCAUCGGUAUAUCGACCACGAGAUCCCGUUGCAAGAAGGCAAGCAACCGCCAUUUGGCCCAUUAUACAGUAUGUCAUCAGAAGAGUUGAAGACCCUUCGGGAAUACCUUGACGACCAACUGACUCGAGGUUACAUAUGCUCUUCUUCCUCCCCCGCCGGAGCCCCCGUCCUAUUCAUCAAGAAAAAGGAUGGCUCCCUACGACUAUGUGUGGAUUAUCGCGCCCUCAAUGCCCUCACGGUCAAGAAUCGCUACCCACUGCCGCUGAUCAACGACACCCUGGAUAGACUCAAAGACACCAAGAUCUACACUAAGCUGGAUCUCCGCAAUGGAUACAACCAGAUAAGGAUAAAGGAAGGGGAGGAAUGGAAAACCGCUUUCCAGACCCGGUAUGGACUGUUCGAAUACUUGGUGAUGCCCUUCGGACUCACCAACGCACCCGCCACCUUCCAAGUGUUCAUGAACGACACCCUCCGGACCCACCUCGACGACUUCUGCACGGUGUACCUCGACGACAUCCUGAUCUGCUCGAACACGGAGGAGGAACACCAGCGACAUUUCAACACCAUCCUGGACAAACUACAAGCGGCGGGGCUCCACUGCAAGCCCGAGAAGUGCGAGUUCCACGUCGAUCGUACGGAGUACUUAGGGUACAUCAUAUCGGGCGAAGGGGUUACCAUGGCUACCGAUAAAACCAAGGCGAUACAGGAGUGGAAAACACCUACCUCGGUACACGACAUACAGGUCUUUUUGGGAUUCGCAAAUUUCUAUCGGAGAUUCAUCCGCGAUUACUCCAAAGUGGUAUCCCCGAUGACGAACAUACUAAAGAAGGACGCCCAGUUUGUAUGGACCCCCGCCGCGGACCACGCCUUCAACCAACUAAAAGAAGCUUUCACCACGGCACCAAUACUGAAGCAUUUCGACCCCGAACGGGCCUGUAUAUUGGAAACCGAUGCCUCUAAUUUUGUCGCGGCCGCCGUGCUCUCCCAGAAAGACGACCAAGGAAUCCUACACCCAGUGGCCUUCUACUCCCAUAAGAUGAUGUCAGCCGAAUGCAACUACGACAUUUCCGACAAGGAGCUGCUGGUGAUUGUCCGCGCGUUUGAGGAAUGGCGAAAGUACCUGGAACCGAGUAACCAGGAGAUCACGGUACACUGCGACCACAAGAACCUGGAACAUUUCAUGUCCACGAAGAUCCUUAACCGUCGCCAAAAUGGAAAACCUGAUGCCCUCACACGUCGAUCUGGAGAUCUCCCUAAGGAAGGGGAUGAAAGACUGACCCAACAGCAUCAGGUUAUACUCAAGCCAAAGAACCUCCGUCUAGCCGCCGCACUAGAGGUCCCCAGACCCGCCAAGGUAUCACCCGCCCGGCAAAAUGAACUGCAGGCUGCCUUAGCCAACGACCCGCUGUCCAAACAAUUGAUGAAGGACAUCAUCGCAAGGAAAAAACACUCUCGCUUCCUUCCCAUCGGGGAAUGCGCAAUCAAGGAUGGGUUACUGUACUAUCAGGGCCUACUAUAUAUCCCCGACGAUGCCACUAUCAAGCUGGAGAUCUUCCGCACCAACCACGACGCACCUCCGGCCGGACACCCGGGACGUGCCCGUACGCUGGAACUCCUGUCACGAAACUACUACUGGCCCCAAAUGCAAAAGUACGUUGCCCACUACGUGGACCACUACGACGCUUGCACCCGGAUCAAGCCGGCCCGAUAUGCCCCUUAUGGCCUCCUCAAACCUCUCGCUCCCCCAGUCAAACCCUGGUCCUCGUUGUCAAUGGACCAUAUCACCGGCCUACCAGAGUCACAAGGAUCCAACGCCAUUCUCGUAGUUGUCGAUCGACUCACCAAAAUGGCCCACUACAUCCCCACUAGAGAUACGGCGGACGCCCCCGAACUGGCCACUUAUUCUUACAACAACACUGUGCAACCAGCUGGAUAUCAAACCUCGAUUCAGUACCGCCUUCCACCCACAAACCGACGGACAGACCGAAGGAGUAAAUGCAAUCAUGGAACAAUACUUGCGGGAUACGUCAACUACCAACAGGACAACUGGGCAGAAUUUCUCCCGCUGGCAGAGUUCGCGCACAAUAAUGCCACCACGGAGCCCUUAAGGGUUAGUCCCUUCUUCGCCAACUACGGGUAUAAUCCACAACUAGACAUCCUGCCCACCGAAGAGAGACACGACGCCACGCCGAAGGAAGUAUUAGAGUUUGCCAACUUGAUCACCACCCUACAGACCGCAUUGCGAUCCGAGAUCCUGUACGCCCAAGCCACCGCUGCUGAUAGCGCCAACACCACCCGACUCCCCGAACCACGACUAGAAGUAGGGGAUUUGCUUCCCCCAUCGAUGAAGUCCCAUCCUGUAUUCCAAGUCUCCCUGCUAGAACCCGUCCGAAUGCAACCUCUUCCUGGCCAUAUACAACCACCUCCGCCGCCAGUAAUCGUCGAAAGGGAAGAGGAAUUUGAAGUGCAGGAGGUGCUAGACUCGCGGAUACGUCAUCGGCAAUUACAAUACCUGGUCAAAUGGACAGGCUAUGAACAACCCACCUGGGAACCUGCCCGGAACCUCGAUGCGGAGUUAGGAUCGCUGCAACGUUUUCACUCUCUGUACCCUACUAAACCCGCCUUAGUCCCUAAGAGGGCCUUACGGGGGAAAGUAUAA
Messenger RNA from Morchella sextelata, 4194 nucleotides. RefSeq lists its product as uncharacterized. Gene Ontology annotation, molecular function: nucleic acid binding. The coding region runs from base 1 to 4194 and encodes 1397 amino acids. NCBI's taxonomy places the organism in Eukaryota, Fungi, Ascomycota, Pezizomycetes, Pezizales, Morchellaceae. The transcript has 4 exons. The record is from RefSeq and is a predicted model, not a curated record.